Molecule: messenger RNA, 677 nt
Organism: Physcomitrium patens
Lineage: Eukaryota; Viridiplantae; Streptophyta; Bryopsida; Funariales; Funariaceae
Source: RefSeq, a predicted model, not a curated record
CUGUGGGGGAGGGGGUGAAUCGAUCAAUCUCGGGGUUCCCCUCCACAUUCGCACCUUACUCUGUGAUCCUGCUUCCGUGAAUUUGGUUUCUGGCAGGGUCUAGGUUGUUUCAUGACCACGGAAUAUUCCAGAUAAUUUUGUGAGAAGACAUUAGCCUUGUGUGAACCUUAUACUAGAGGGAAGGCAACUCCUACAGUACUCUACACACGUUCGAUUAGCGGCAAUGGCAGGGGAGAACAAGGGUCCGUUACGACACAUCGUCUUACUCAAAGUAGAGAAGAAGGAGGAUGUGCCUGAGGUGGUGGAGACGUUAAGCAAGAUGAGCAAAGAGAUCGUUAAGCACGUCUCAUGGCUUAAUUUCGACAUCAAUUCUGACCUCGGGAUCAGCGGCGGCAAUGCGGAUGUGGGGCUCGUGAUAGAUUUUCCAGAUGAACAGAAUUUCCAUACGUAUCAGAAGCACGACCUUCAUGUGGCAGCUGUCACACACAACAAGAAGUUUGUGACCAGCCGCACGGCCAUUCAAAUUCCGAUACCCAAGUCUAGUCUGUAAUGUAUUAUCGGCUGAGGUCUUCUUCAACUGCAAUCUUGUGAUUGCCGUAUAGUUUGUGUCCUGUCCUUUGUACACAAUGCCAGGAAUGUAAUCACAGUUCCAGACCUUAACCUUCAUCUGCUAGUUA